GUCUACAGCUAUUAAAAGGGCAAGGAACUGAUUCAUUAACUAAGAAUUUUACGUACUGUAUUAGCAAUGGUUGUUUACAACGAAAAAUAUAUUUAGAAAUACAACAAUGCUACCUCGCCCAACCAAUUCUUUACUGUGUCAAUGUAAAUAGGGAGAGGCACAGAUCAAAAUUUACAUCAUCACUAGAUACCGCAGUUUAAAAACCCAACCAUAGAUUCUGGACUGCCAAACGCUCAAGAAGAGAUUCAACUAUACACAACACCAGGCUUUUUUUUUACAUAACCCUUUACAAGGAUGAUUCCAAUGUCCCCUCAUAUUUUUUACUCCCACUAUGGACUUGACACCAAUCCUCCAGCCACCCAUCUUUGCUAUGAGGUCUACAGGCAGGCAGAGUUAAUUGCCUCCGGACACUUCACAAAUACUGAUGAAGAACAUGCGGAAGAAGUUUUUAUUGGGGAAAGAUUCCAAGAAGCGUGGAGAAACUGCACAAUUGUCUGGUAUAUCUCUUGGAGCCCAUGUGACCACUGCAUGGAGAUCUUGCUGAACACAUUUCUUCCCAGGAACCCUCUGGUCAAUUUGCACAUCAUUUUUGCCAAGGUGUACAGACACACUUCAAUGAAUAACGUUCGAGAGCUUUCCGAUAGAGGAGUGCAAAUUUGUGUCAUGACACCUCAGGAUUUUCUUAGAUGUUGGAAUCAUUAUGUCGAAACUGAGGAACCUUUUGUGCCUUGGACGGAUAUUCACAGAAAUUACCAGCGAGUUUCUAAUUGGCUUUAUAGAGCUAUUCAUGGAAAUAAUUAACACAGCACCUACAUUAAAUGUAUUUAUUUUAGCUUUAUUAUUUUUUAUCUCAUACUCCAUCCUGAAUGUUCAUUACAAUUAAUAGAAUAAAUAAAAUAUAUUACAAUAAACAGUAACGCUCCAUUCACACU
Messenger RNA from Rana temporaria (common frog), 932 nucleotides. Its product is annotated as DNA dC->dU-editing enzyme APOBEC-3F-like. Gene Ontology annotation, molecular function: zinc ion binding; cytidine deaminase activity; RNA binding. The record is from RefSeq and is a predicted model, not a curated record. The transcript has 3 exons. NCBI's taxonomy places the organism in Eukaryota, Metazoa, Chordata, Amphibia, Anura, Ranidae. The coding region runs from base 295 to 801 and encodes 168 amino acids. Gene Ontology annotation, biological process: cytidine to uridine editing. Gene Ontology annotation, cellular component: nucleus; cytoplasm.